Messenger RNA from Penicillium brevicompactum, 1101 nucleotides. RefSeq names its product Nif3-like dinuclear metal center hexameric protein. The transcript has 4 exons. The coding region runs from base 1 to 1101 and encodes 366 amino acids. The record is from RefSeq and is a predicted model, not a curated record. Gene Ontology annotation, cellular component: cytoplasm; mitochondrion. NCBI's taxonomy places the organism in Eukaryota, Fungi, Ascomycota, Eurotiomycetes, Eurotiales, Aspergillaceae.
AUGAAUGUUUCGAAGCUGUCAAAGGACUGCUCUCCUUUCACCCAGGCUGUGGUGACCUCUAUGAGGAAGCUGUAUCCCGAAGCAUUGGCAGACAAGAGCUUUGACAACACAGGAUUGCUUCUUGAAGCUCCAUUGGACCCCUCGCGACUGCAAAAGAACUCGGUCCUUCUAGCCAUUGACCUCACGACCGCCGUUGCCGAUGAAGCCAUUAAGAACAAAAACUCAGUUGUCGUUGCUUAUCACCCAAUCAUCUUCCGCGGCCUCAAGUCCAUCACCUUCGCCGAUUCCCAGCAGAAGUCCCUCCUCCGCCUAGCACAGCAUGGCAUCAGCGUCUACUCCCCCCACACAGCCGUCGACACCGUCCCAGGUGGCAUGGCCGACUGGCUCUGCGACGUCGUAACAGGCAACUUCACGUCUACCCAAGCAUCCAAAGCAAGCAUCCAAACCUGCCAGUCAUCCAUGUACACCGCUCCAUCCUACCCGACCUCCGCCAUCCCCGAGAUCAACGAAAGUCCUCAGGGCCCACCCCACACCAGAAGCACAAUCCACCCAUCCCCGCCAGACUCGAUCCCCGAAGGCUUCGAGUCCGCCGGCGCCGGCCGCCUCGUGACAUUCGAAACACCACAGGAGCUCACCACCCUGGUCGAUAACGUCGCCCGUGGCAUCGGCAUGCCAGGAGGAAUCCCCAUCGCCAUUCCCCAAGGUAGUUCCAUUGACCAGAUCCGCAUCCGCACAGUAGGCAUGUGUCCUGGAUCUGGGUCAGGUGUUCUUCUUCGCGGCAGUGAAAUACCUGACCUCCUUCUAACUGGCGAGAUGAGCCACCAUGAGGCUUUGGCUGCUACCGAGCGUGGCUCGGUUGUUAUCUCGCUUUCUCAUACAAACUCUGAGCGCGGAUACCUGCGCUCGGUUAUGCAGCCUAAGCUCCUUGGCGAGCUUGCGCAGGGCUGGAAGUCUCUGCUUGGCGAGACUGCGAAGGAGGGUCAAGCGGAGCAGACCGUAGUUGAGCUGGUUAAGAAGCAUGUCGAGCAAGGUGAGGUUCAGGUUUCUGUUAGUGAGGCUGACCGUGACCCGUAUGGAAUUAUGAUCUGGCGCGGCAACUAG